Messenger RNA from Rhodotorula graminis WP1, 429 nucleotides. RefSeq lists its product as uncharacterized. Lineage: Eukaryota; Fungi; Basidiomycota; Microbotryomycetes; Sporidiobolales; Sporidiobolaceae. The transcript is spliced from 3 exons. Bases 1 to 429 code for a protein of 142 amino acids. The record is from RefSeq and is a predicted model, not a curated record.
AUGUCUGCCGAGAAGCAUGGCGUCGAGCUCUCGCUCGAAUCCCUCGUUAGCGGAUGGAUCGGCUUCCAUCCGGACGGCGAGCGCGACCGAAAGGAGGCCGAGCGGUGGCUGCGCAGCAUGGUGACGCUCCUCGAGCGCUCCACGCUCCAGGCGAGCGACUGGGCUUUGGUCGAGAAGGAGGUCGACCGGUACAGGGAGUAUCUCGUCGAGGGCCACUGGCGGAACCUCGUCAAGACGGACGAGGCCAGCAUGCAGCACGCUCUACCCAUCCUGAGCAAGCUCGCCGGCCUCAACUCAGCACUCGCGCACGCCCGGCUCCUUCACGCAGGUACGGCAUCGCACUCGCUCGCCAGGCGGUACACCGCCGACUCGGAAGCGUACCCGCACGGGCCCUCGCACUACAAGCUGCAGCGCUCGAGGCCUUUCUAG